AUGUAUCUCUGUUCGGAAAUGAAGAGGUUAUACACCUCUUUUCAGGAGAUGAUCACCUCUCGGAAAGGGGCACUCAGGAGAAAUGGUAGAGGGGGCUCAAAACGCCCGUUGGUGAUUAUCCCAGUCACGCUACCAGGUCUCACGCCAGAAGAGUAUGCUCCCUCUUCAUCAGUCCAAUCUUUCGCUUCCAUUGCUAACAUCACUUUCAGGAUUCUGGUCCUCCGUGAGAAGGCCGCAGCCACCAGACUAGGAAUCCACGCCGACUCACCACCAUCAAUACCGACCUACUCUGUGUCUGCUCCGAGUUCAUCCUCCAACUCCAGCACUCCCAACCCCAACGUCACAGGCGUCCUGCCACCGUCGCCUCCUCCCAUCAUCACCAACCUCCACACCUCGGGCCCUGGCCGUUCCUCCUCCAGAGCUGGGUCAUCGAUGCGCAGCUCCUCCGCCCGCUCAGGCACCAUCUCCCGUUCCGAAUCGAUGGCCAGAAUUCCCUACCCUAGCAACCUCCGCCACUACGCCAGCUCAGAACAGGUGAAGCCGAUGCCGAUUCCUUCCGGUGGUGGUCUCCCAGCUCAGAGCAAUCACUCUCUCCUGUUGUUGGGUGAUUUGGAUGACGAUGUCAUCUUGCCUCUGGAACUUGACUCACAUUCACGACCGGGUAGCAGAAGCAGGGGGCACGUCAACAACAAUGUCGAUCCUGUCGGCAUGUUCCCGCUUGACCUGGACUUUGAGCACCUCGAGAGGGAGUUUGAGCUUGGCAGCCCGAUCAGCCCGUUGAGUCCGCCGAGCAAGAAGAAUACGCCGAGGGGGAGUCCGAAGGGGAGUGUGAGUGAGAGGGGAGCGAUCAGGAUCUAG
Podospora anserina S mat+ is the source of this 858-nucleotide messenger RNA. RefSeq lists its product as uncharacterized. Bases 1 to 858 code for a protein of 285 amino acids. The transcript has 2 exons. The record is from RefSeq and is a predicted model, not a curated record. Lineage: Eukaryota; Fungi; Ascomycota; Sordariomycetes; Sordariales; Podosporaceae.